AGAAUUAUAAAAAAUUGUCACAAGCAAAAGCUAAAUAAAUAUGCUUUAAAAGUACUUAAAGAAGCUUCGUGUUACUUGAAAUUAUAAAUAACAUAAAUACAUAACAAAGCAAUUAUCGUAAAAAAAAGACCAAAGGAAACUUAAGACGAUAAUAAAAAAAAAUGGCCACCACUGAUAUACCAAACUCCAACGAACGACAUUAUUAUGCCAAAUUGGAAGCUAUAAAAGAUAUACGUGAUAAGACUAUAGCUUUGGAAAAAUUGAAAGUUCGUAUCAUAAAGGAGGUGAAGCUAAGCGAUGAUGAGGAGAAAUGCUUGGAUGAAUAUCGUAAAGAAUUGGAACAUUUAUUAGAAGAGAAGAUGUCGCAUGUGGAAGAACUACGGCAAAUACAUGCCGAUAUAAAUGAUAUGGAGAAUAUAAUCAAGCAAACAAAAGAGAAUCAAACACGCUCCGUAGAUAUGGCCAAUCGCCAUUAUGAAGAAUAUUUGGCUUUAAAAUAUCAAAUCGAUCAUAUGAGACGUGAUUAUUUGGGCUUAAGCCCUCUAAGGGAUUUACAUGAAGAGGAGGGAAGCCCUAUCUCUAAAGACCGCUUUCAAAGCAAUUUUCUAAAAGUCGCUGCACAAUCUGCCGCUGCGGCGGCAGCAGCAGCAGCAGCGCAAACGUCCGCCUUAGCUCGACCACAUCCCAGACAUCCUUUAAUGCCUGAAGCCACAGUUACAGCCUUACCACCAUCGGCUCCCGGUAGCGGUGGCUCGGCACCUACAGGACCAACAGGCGGUCAUGCAUUCAUGCCUCCUGCUCCUCCAGGUUCGGGGGCGACACCAGGCGCUGGCGUACGCUUGGGAAAAGGUGAUUUUUCAGCUCCCCCACCACCGCCACCGCCAACAAAUCGUCUUCAGCAAACCCCUUCCAUUAGCUUAGGUCAUCACCCUACAUUUCGUUCGGAUUUUAAUGUUAAUCUCAGACAGCAGCCACCGCCUAUGAAAUCAUGCUUAUCGUGUCAUCAACAAAUUCACCGAAACGCUCCAAUUUGUCCACUUUGCAAGGCUAAAUCACGUUCCCGCAAUCCCAAGAAACCAAAAAAAAAGAACAACUAAUGGUUACUGUAAAAAAGCAAAAUUGCCACUUUCACCCCUACUUCAGGGACUAAUUGAGCAUAGAGUAUUAUGAUCACACAAAGCACUCAAACGUAAAAACACAACUUGCCAUUAUGUAGAUUAUAAUUUGAAUUUUUAUUAAUAUUUCAUAUUC
Glossina fuscipes is the source of this 1251-nucleotide messenger RNA. RefSeq names its product zinc finger C4H2 domain-containing protein. The coding region runs from base 162 to 1097 and encodes 311 amino acids. The record is from RefSeq and is a predicted model, not a curated record. The transcript has 2 exons. NCBI's taxonomy places the organism in Eukaryota, Metazoa, Arthropoda, Insecta, Diptera, Glossinidae. Gene Ontology annotation, biological process: positive regulation of neuron differentiation. Gene Ontology annotation, cellular component: nucleus.